GGAGUGAAAGCGUAUUUGGAGCGAUAACGAUAGCACGCUCGGCCACUGUGGGUAAAAGACAAUCUGCUGAUGCUACAGAGACACACCGCUCCGUGACUGACGGACGGACAGGGGCCAGAGGAGCUGACUCGCACUGUGGGGCGUUAAUGGCCACAACAUUUCCUAAAGGGACACGCUGCUGCCCGUGAGAUUACCUGUAUAGCAAAUUCGUCCUGGAAAUUGACGUGCAUUUGCCGUAUUUUAGAGGCAACGGAAGUUUCUGUGACCGAUUUUUGGGAGAUUAAGAAAUUAACUGGCUGCAGUCAUGGACGAAGACAACCAAGUGCCAGAGGACCUGUCUUUGGAGGAGAGAGAUGAGCUGUCGAAUAUACGACGCAGGAAAAAAGAGCUUUUGGAUGAUAUUGAACGGCUGAAGUUUGAGAUCGCAGAAGUAAUGACAGAGAUUGAACAGCUAACCUGUGUGGGAGAGAGCAAAACGACACAAAGAAACAAACAGAUCGCCAUGGGAAGGAAGAAAUUUAACAUGGAUCCUAAAAAGGGAAUCCAGUUUCUUUUGGAGAACGAUCUUCUCCAGAACACCCCUGAAGACAUUGCACAGUUCCUCUACAAAGGCGAGGGGCUCAACAAAACCGUCAUCGGGGACUACUUAGGGGAACGGGAUGAUUUUAACAUCAAGGUCCUCCAGGCAUUUGUGGAGCUCCAUGAGUUUGCAGACCUCAACCUUGUUCAAGCCUUAAGACAGUUUCUGUGGAGCUUUAGACUUCCCGGCGAGGCCCAGAAGAUUGAUCGUAUGAUGGAGGCGUUUGCCUCCAGGUACUGUCAAUGCAAUCCUGGCGUCUUCCAGUCCACAGACACCUGCUACGUCCUAUCAUUUGCCAUUAUUAUGCUGAACACCAGCCUUCAUAAUCCCAACGUCAGAGACAAGCCCCCAGUGGAGCGCUUCAUCUCCAUGAACAGAGGGAUCAAUGAGGGGGGAGACCUCCCAGAGGAGCUACUCAGGAAUCUAUACGACAGCAUCAAAAGCGAACCCUUUAAGAUCCCAGAGGAUGAUGGGAAUGACCUGACGCACACGUUCUUCAACCCAGACAGAGAAGGCUGGCUGCUCAAAUUAGGAGGCCGAGUGAAAACCUGGAAGAGACGGUGGUUCAUCCUGACGGACAACUGCCUUUACUACUUCGAAUACACAACUGAUAAGGAGCCUCGUGGGAUCAUCCCACUGGAGAAUCUGAGCAUCAGGGAAGUGGAGGAGCCCAGGAAACCUAACUGCUUUGAGCUCUACAACCCCAAUCACAAAGGCCAGGUGAUCAAAGCCUGCAAGACGGAGGCAGAUGGGCGUGUUGUCGAGGGCAACCAUGUGGUAUACAGGAUAUCAGCACCCACACCUGAGGAGAAAGAGGAGUGGAUUAAAUCCAUUAAGGCCAGCAUUAGCAGAGACCCUUUCUAUGACAUGUUGGCCACCAGGAAGAGGCGCAUCGCCAACAAGAAGUGAAAGUGACAAUCUUGUCAACCUCCAAACCCCUCCAUCUUUCACUCCUUCAGUUCAUGAACAUUUAAACUGCACACUGGAAUUCUUGUUCACCUCAGAAAUGACUGUCUGGACUGGAAGCCAAACCUCAGUUUCUUCCCUGGACUGUCUACAAGUUAUCUGCACUUGCUGGGAGGACAUCACACACUACAGAGGGAACAGCAGAACUCCAGGAAAUGCAAAAAUGUGCACUUGGUUCUAACACAGAGCAGCAAAAUAACCAACCAGCCUGUUUGUGUUUCCUUCAUCUCAUAUUUCUCCCCUACAUCCCUACUUAGGGUCAUAAUUUCUGUAUGUCCCCUUAAGCACAACUGCCAUGUUUCAGGUGCACAUGCAUGUGUGUGGGUUAUUAUAAACCAAGAUGUUUGUGUUUGUGUGUGUGUAGCAGUGUGCAUGUUGUCAGUGCACACAGCAUCUACAGUAUGGGUGCAUAAGUGAUGCAAAUGUUGCCUCCACUGUGCUUUAAUCAAAGUUCAAGUUCAGUAUCAGCUUUCAGAUGGAUGUUAAUCAACUUUGGGGAUAAAACACACUUAAGAAAGAUACAAUGAGACGACAGAGGGACAUGUUUGAGGGACGGUGGUUGAAUCAGUGCAGUAUAACCUCAGCUGGACCGUGUAGUCAUCUCACUCUGGUGCUGGAUUUUUCUCUCCAGGUGCCCUGCUCAGAGUAACCUCAGAAAAACACGGCUUACAUUUCGGUUUUAAACAAAGGAUUGCCGUCUUGAGUCAGCUGGACUGAUUUCAUUUAUCUACAUUGAGCAAAGAUUUUGGAAAUGUGCAUACUUUUUAUUUUAAUUUGUUAGCAAUGGUGCUUUUGCCGAGGAUUCAGAUUAAACUUGCUUUUUGGACCUAAAGUUGUAAUCCUUAAGACUUAUCAGCUGGUUAUUCACUCAUUUAUACACCAGUUUACCAAACUUUCACCUAAAAACAAAAAAAGAUAAACUUAUACACACAUUUACAAUCUGGGGAACUUCUUUUGUGUUAAAUGUCCCCGACACUCAGAUAUAGUCGUAUGUAAAAAUAUCUAUCAAAGCUUUAACGGGCUGUUUAAGUGUUGUUGUCAGAAAGCUGACAAACUAAAUAUGAGGAAAUAACACUAGAGUAACAUUUCCAAACAUGUUGUAUUACCUAAAAUGUUAAAAAUGAUCAGAACAAGAUCUGAUUUGAUGAACAACUUAAGGAAUAUAACUUUAAUUUGAGUCUUUUCAGUUCAGUCCAAAGGUUGGUUUAACUAAAAAACAACAGGUACCAGUUUGAUUAAGCUUUUUUUUUUUUCCUUUAUUCUUCUUUAUUGCCUAUGUUAGUGAAGGUUGAUGUAUUGUUGUGAUCCUGUUUGCAUUUGUAACCUUGAAGAUCCUUGCUUGCUUUUGUGUUCCUCUUUAAGAAUUCCUAAAUACAAAUCAGCUAUCAUUUUUGUAUUUAUUUUCAUUUUGUGAAAUGGUUUAAUACCACCUGUAAAUGUUCAAUAUAAGUUAUGUAUGUAUAUAUUACCAUGUAUAGGUUUCUGGUCUCUUUGUUGUAGUAUGCACACUCUGUGUAACAAGUUUGCAUCAGUUGAAGUUUGGGGUCUUCUUUGCAAAAGCCUUAAACAUAAUCAUCAGAAGAUAUAUGCUAACAACAGUUAUGAUGAUGAUGAUGAUGAUGAUGAUGAAGAGAACUUUGGUCAGAACUGUGACUAAGCUGUUAAAAAGCCAUGACUGAUGAGUGAGAAGAUGGUUGUAUUUAUAGCAAUUAUAAAGAUUCUAGUGAAUAUGAUGUUUAAUGUUAAUGAUGAUGACAUUGGUGAGGUAAUAGAAGUGAUGAUGAAAAUAUAAUUGAUAUGCUGAUGAUGAUGAUGAUGAUGUCAAAAACACCAAUAGUUUUCUAUGUGAUUGUAAAAUAAAAUGAAUGCCUUGUAGGCAGAGCUCAAUAUUAUCUUCUACUGCCCUGUGUGGGCACGUAGCUGUGUUAACUUUUAUAUUCUCUGUAAAAGCUAUUGGUCACGUACAUUACAUGUAUCUACAUAAAGUAUACAUAAAGCUUAUAGCA
This is a messenger RNA of Melanotaenia boesemani (Boeseman's rainbowfish), 3552 nucleotides long. RefSeq names its product cytohesin-3-like. Gene Ontology annotation, biological process: regulation of ARF protein signal transduction. Lineage: Eukaryota; Metazoa; Chordata; Actinopteri; Atheriniformes; Melanotaeniidae. The record is from RefSeq and is a predicted model, not a curated record. Gene Ontology annotation, molecular function: guanyl-nucleotide exchange factor activity. The transcript has 13 exons. Bases 305 to 1489 code for a protein of 394 amino acids.